UCUGGCUACUUUCAGCUAUUCUUUCAGGUUGCUGACAUUAUUUGAGAGCUUACAAUGUGCCUCCAAAGCUUUGGAAAGGGAUUGGUAGUGCCUUGACAGAAUCGGCAAUAGCCAUGAACAUGAUGUCACAGGUCUCUCCGAACUGUGAACUGGGAACCGGACCGUCACAGGUCACAGGCUGUGAACAAAUGCGCGAAACAGUACAGUACUCGAUGUUUGUCUGCGGAGGAGCGAGACCACUGCUUGUGAGCUGUGCUUUCUAACUCUUAUAUUGUACCUUUACCUCCACGCUCCUUCACUCCCUGCUUUCUAUUCUAUUGUGUCUGUUUCUGUUACUGGUGCCCUUCUACAAUGCCUGUACAAGAUCGCACGAUCGAGUUUCGUGCCUGCGUCGAAUCUAUUCGCAACAGGUCAUCUCUUCCUUCCCGAGGUUCUGAGGCGAAGCAACGGCUGCUCCAGUCGCAAGGGCGAGCUGAGGGGAGCAAAUCCGAGUUUACGAGGAUGGCGACUGCUAUUGGAAAGGAUAUAAGCAGUUCUAAUCUCAAACUGAACAAACUGGCGCAAUUGGCGAAGCGCAAGACGCUGUUCGAUGACCGGCCAGUGGAGAUUAGCGAAUUGACCUACAUCAUCAAGCAAGACAUUGCCAAUCUCAAUAAGCAAAUAGCCGGACUACAGUCAUAUGUGAAGCAUCAAGGUAGUCCGGGCAGUGGGAAGACUCCGGAAAGCAAGCAACUGGAGGAACACAACCAGAAUGUGGUUAUGCUUCUCCAGAGCAAGCUGGCAGAUACCAGUAUGACCUUCAAGGAUGUCUUGGAGAUCAGGACUCAGAACAUGAAGGAGUCGAAGGACCGGACGGAGCAGUUCAUGCACUCAACAUCAUCAGCUGCGAGCCAGGCACCGUCAAAUUCCUUGCUCUUUGGAAACACACAACGUCAGGACCCUAUGGGCGAUGGUUCACGCUCCAACCUCCGGCUGGAUUCGAAAGGGAAAGGUCGAGCGAUAACACCCGUGAAUGGAGACAUCCUUGCAUUGGACUUGGGCUCCGCGGAAGAGGGCACUGCUGCUCAAAACGGUGAUGCGUUUAUGCAGAUGGAGCUUGUCGAACAACAGGACACCUACAUCCUGUCAAGAACAACAGCUAUUGAGUCGAUAGAAUCGACUAUUGCUGAGCUUGGCCAGAUAUUUACCCAACUAGCCCAAAUGGUUGCGGAACAGCGCGAAACGGUGCAACGAAUAGACGCAGAUACCGUCGAUAUCGCUUCAAAUGUCAGCGGUGCCCAACGAGAACUUCUGAAGUACUAUGCAAGCAUUUCAAGUAAUCGGUGGCUAAUGCUCAAGGUCUUCGGUGUAUUGAUCGUUUUCUUCCUGAUUUUCAUUCUCGUCUCGUAACGGAAGCAGGACCCGUAUAGACGUAUAUGUUUAUGGACCACGUAUUGUAUGGAUAUGCCACGUAGGUCGUAGUACCAUAAUACCCACAUCCCACACCCUCGGAUCAUACCUAGCCUACAUACCACUCUCAACCCACAGGUAUGGCAUUGACACCCGUGCCAAAAGGCUUUGGAGGUCGCUUGUUCUUGGAACCUCGUUUCUUCUUGGGAGCUUCUUCUGAUCCAUCCGGAACCGACCAUGUCCGCUUUAUCAAAGGUAUUUGAUCGACACCUGAAGUUGCGGAAUAACGUUGUGGACGCUCC
Molecule: messenger RNA, 1691 nt
Organism: Somion occarium
Lineage: Eukaryota; Fungi; Basidiomycota; Agaricomycetes; Polyporales; Cerrenaceae
Source: the annotation of a GenBank genome assembly